Molecule: messenger RNA, 6014 nt
Organism: Enhydra lutris kenyoni (northern sea otter)
Lineage: Eukaryota; Metazoa; Chordata; Mammalia; Carnivora; Mustelidae
Product: TBC1 domain family member 9
Exons: 21
Coding region: 799-4599 (1266 amino acids)
Molecular function (GO): calcium ion binding
Source: RefSeq, a predicted model, not a curated record
CACACUCACACACAUACACACACCCCCGCGGAGGCUGGCAGCGUCCUCCUUGCUGAAAUGGGCGUGGGGCCGAGCGCUUGGCCCAUGGUCCCCCGAAGGUUGUCCCAAAGCCGGCCGCAGAGUCUAGGCUCGGCGCUCGGGACCCACGGAGGCCCCGCGUCCGCGGAAACUGGUAUCACCCGGGCCCGGUCCCAGUGAGCCGCGCUCGCGUCAUUCAUUCGCCGCGUCCGGAGCGUCCCAGCGGCGAGCUAGGCUUCGCUGCGUGUGCCAGUGGCCCCGACGUGGAGUGUUAGCGCGCGGUGACCUCGACUGCGCGGAGCGGCCAGAGACGGAGGCGGCCCGGAGCUCGGCUCCGAGAGCAGCCGCGGCGCAGCCCAGCUCGGCCCUCGCCGCGGGGCCGUGUGUUUCUGUCGCCCGCAGCCCUGCCCGCCGCGGGCCCGGAUCCCGGGACUGAGCGCCGCCACUUCCUCCUCCCGCUCCUCGCGCCGCCGCGGGCGGGAGUCGGGCUGCUGGGCGGCGGGCCUGGGCGUCUGCGGCCCCGGGCUCGCGGGGGGCGGCGCCGCCGCGGGGAGGAUGCUGCUCGCCGCGCCCGCGUCCUCGCCGUCCUCCCCGGCCUCCCGCGGGGUCUUUGUUGUGGCCCGGGCGCCGCGGGCGGCCGGCUGGUGAAGUCGCUCUCCGCCGCCGCACCUAGCGGGCGAGAGGGCGCGCGUGUGCCCGGGAGUGCGCGCCUGUGCGCGCCGGUGUGUGCAGGACCCGACCCGCGGCCCCAUUGUGUGUCCGCCCGCGGCGCCCGGGAACAUGUGGGUGAACCCCGAAGAGGUGCUGCUGGCUAACGCGCUGUGGAUCACCGAGAGGGCCAACCCCUACUUCAUCCUGCAGCGGAGGAAGGGGCACGCGGGCGACGGAGGCGGCGGCGGCGGACUCGCGGGCCUUCUCGUGGGUACCCUUGAUGUCGUGCUGGACUCCAGUGCUCGGGUGGCUCCUUACCGAAUCCUGUACCAGACUCCAGACUCUUUGGUCUAUUGGACCAUCGCCUGUGGCGGUUCCAGAAAAGAAAUCACCGAGCACUGGGAAUGGCUGGAGCAGAAUCUACUGCAGACCCUCUCCAUCUUUGAAAAUGAGAACGAUAUCACCACAUUUGUGAGAGGAAAAAUACAGGGCAUCAUUGCAGAGUAUAACAAGAUCAACGACGUGAAGGAAGAUGAUGACACGGAGAAGUUCAAAGAAGCCAUUGUGAAAUUCCACAGGCUGUUCGGGAUGCCCGAGGAAGAGAAACUCGUCAACUAUUACUCUUGCAGCUACUGGAAGGGGAAGGUCCCCCGCCAGGGCUGGAUGUACCUCAGUAUUAACCACCUUUGCUUUUAUUCUUUCCUUAUGGGAAGGGAAGCCAAGCUGGUGAUCCGGUGGGUGGACAUCACACAGCUGGAGAAGAGUGCCACGCUGCUCCUGCCUGAUGUGAUCAAAGUGAGCACGAGGUCCAGUGAACAUUUCUUCUCCGUCUUUCUCAACAUCAAUGAGACCUUCAAGUUAAUGGAGCAGCUGGCGAACAUAGCCAUGAGGCAACUCUUAGACAAUGAGGGAUUUGAACAGGACAGAUCCCUGCCCAAACUGAAAAAGAAGUCUCCUAAAAAAGUGUCAGCCCUGAAACGCGAUCUCGAUGCCAGGGCGAAGAGCGAGAGGUACCGUGCACUCUUCCGGCUGCCCAAAGAUGAAAAACUGGACGGCCACACGGACUGCACCCUCUGGACUCCAUUCAACAAAAUGCACAUUUUGGGGCAGAUGUUUGUGUCCACGAAUUACAUCUGCUUCACCAGCAAGGGGGAGAACGUGUGUAGCCUCAUCAUCCCACUCCGUGAGGUGACAAUUGUGGAAAAGGCAGACAGCUCCAGCGUACUCCCCAGUCCUUUAUCCAUCAGCACCAGGAACAGGAUGACCUUCCUGUUUGCCAAUUUGAAAGAUAGAGACUUUCUAGUGCAGAGGAUCUCGGAUUUCCUGCAGCAGACGACCUCCAAAAUAUACUCUGACAAGGAGUUUGCAGGCAGCUACAACAGCUCAGAUGAUGAGGUGUGUUCUCGGCCUAGCAGCCUCGUCUCCUCCAGUCCUCAGAGAAGCACGAGCUCUGAUGCCGACGGAGAGCGCCAGUUUAACCUGAAUGGCAACAGUGUCCCCACAGCCACACAGACCCUGAUGACCAUGUACCGGCGGCGGUCCCCAGAGGAGUUCAACCCGAAACUGGCCAAAGAGUUUUUGAAGGAGCAAGCUUGGAAAAUUCACUUUGCUGAGUACGGGCAAGGGAUCUGCAUGUAUCGCACAGAAAAAACGCGGGAACUGGUGUUGAAGGGUAUACCGGAGAGCAUGCGUGGAGAGCUCUGGCUGCUGCUGUCAGGUGCCAUCAAUGAGAAGGCCACGCAUCCCGGGUACUACGAAGACCUAGUGGAGAAGUCCAUGGGGAAGUAUAAUCUUGCCACAGAGGAGAUUGAGAGGGAUUUACACCGCUCCCUUCCAGAACACCCAGCUUUCCAGAAUGAAAUGGGCAUUGCUGCUCUAAGGAGAGUCUUAACAGCUUAUGCUUUUCGAAAUCCUAACAUAGGAUAUUGCCAGGCCAUGAAUAUUGUCACAUCCGUGCUGCUGCUUUAUGCCAAAGAGGAGGAAGCUUUCUGGCUGCUGGUGGCUCUGUGUGAGCGCAUGCUUCCUGAUUACUACAACACCAGAGUUGUUGGCGCACUGGUGGACCAGGGUGUCUUCGAGGAACUAGCACGAGACUAUGUCCCCCAGCUGUAUGACUGCAUGCAGGACCUGGGCGUGAUUUCUACCAUCUCCCUGUCUUGGUUCCUCACGCUGUUUCUCAGCGUGAUGCCCUUUGAGAGUGCAGUUGUGGUCGUGGACUGUUUCUUCUAUGAAGGAAUCAAGGUGAUAUUCCAGUUGGCCCUGGCUGUGCUGGAUGCGAACGUGGACAAGCUGUUGAGUUGCAAGGACGACGGGGAGGCCAUGACCGUUUUGGGAAGGUAUUUAGACAGUGUGACCAACAAAGACAGCACGCUGCCUCCCAUCCCUCACCUCCACUCCCUGCUCAGUGAUGACGUGGAGCCCUACCCUGAGGUAGACAUCUUCAGACUCAUCAGAACGUCUUAUGAGAAAUUUGGAACCAUCCGGGCAGAUUUGAUUGAGCAGAUGAGAUUCAAACAGAGACUGAAGGUGAUCCAGACGCUGGAGGAUACUACGAAACGGAACGUGGUCCGAACAAUUGUGACGGAAACUUCCUUUACCAUUGAUGAGCUGGAAGAACUCUAUGCUCUUUUCAAGGCGGAGCAUCUCACCAGCUGCUACUGGGGCGGGAGCAGCAAUGCACUGGACCGGCACGACCCCAGCCUGCCUUACCUUGAACAGUAUCGCAUUGACUUUGAGCAGUUCAAGGGGAUGUUUGCUCUCCUCUUUCCCUGGGCCUGUGGAACUCACUCGGAAGUGCUGGCCUCCCGCCUGUUCCAGUUAUUAGAUGAAAAUGGAGACUCUCUGAUAAACUUCCGAGAGUUUGUCUCUGGGCUAAGUGCUGCGUGCCACGGGGACCUCACAGAGAAACUCAAACUCCUGUACAAAAUGCAUGUCUUGCCUGAGCCAUCCUCUGAUCAAGACGAGCCAGAUUCUGCUUUUGAAGCAACUCAGUACUUCUUUGAAGACAUCACCCCAGAAUGUACACACGUGGUUGGGUUGGAGAGCAGAAGGAAGCAUGGUGCAGAUGACGGCUUCGUCACAGUGAGUCUCCAGCCGGACAGAGGGAAGAGGGCAAAUUCUCAAGAAAAUCGUAAUUAUCUGAGACUUUGGACUCCAGAAAAUAAAUCAAAAUCAAAGAACGCAAAGGAUUUACCCAAACUGAAUCAGGGCCAGUUUAUCGAGCUGUGUAAGACAAUGUACAACAUGUUCAGCGAAGACCCCAAUGAGCAGGAGCUCUACCAUGCCACGGCAGCGGUGACCAGCCUCCUGCUGGAGAUCGGGGAAGUUGGGAAGCUCUUUGUCACUCAGCCUGCAAAGGAGGGCGGCAGCGGGGGCAGCGGGCCCACCUGCCCCCCGGGCAUCCCGGGCAUCCUCUUCCCCAAGAAAGGGCCCAGCCAGGCGUAUGUGGUAGAGUCUGUUGAGCCCCUCCCGGCCAGCUUGACGGUGGAGGGUGAGGAGCACUCCCUGGGAGGCCAGAUGGAGGACAUUAAGCUGGAGGACUCCUCUCCCCGGGACAAUGGGGCCUGCUCCUCCAUGCUGAUUUCCGACGACGACACCAAGGACGACAGCUCCAUGUCCUCAUACUCAGUGCUGAGUGCCGGCUCCCACGAGGAGGACAAGCUGCACUGCGAGGACAUCGGGGAGGACACAGUUCUGGUGCGCAGCGGCCAGGGCACGGCAGCACUGCCCCGGAGCACCAGCCUGGACCGGGACUGGGCCAUCACCUUCGAGCAGUUCCUGGCCUCCCUCCUGACUGAGCCGGCCCUGGUGAAGUACUUUGACAAGCCUGUGUGCAUGAUGGCCAGAAUCACCAGUGCAAAAAACAUCCGGAUGAUGGGCAAGCCCCUGACCUCGGCCAGUGACUAUGAGAUCUCUGCCAUGUCGGGCUGACACCUGCGCCUUCACGGGGGACGGGUGGGGUGGGGGAGGGAAAGGGUUUUGUUUUGUUUUUAAAUGUUCUGUGUUGGGGUUUCUUUCUUCCUUUUAAAUUAAAUAUUUAUUAGUACGUGGCUUGAAGCCUCGUGUUUUCAUAAUAUAAUACAAUGAAAACCGUUGGAGAAAUAUUUAAACGCCUCGAUGUAGGUACACUGUCUUGGGGGGGGUGGAUUUACCAGAAUACAGUUUAUUCCGUGAAUUCCAAACAAAGAUGAAUCUGUCCGUGAUAUGUGUGUAUUUUAAUCUUGCUGUUGAGCUAUAUACGUGGUUUAAAAAAAAUAGUGCUGUUUAAUGCUAAAUAAGGCAACGGCCAUUUGUGUAUUUGGGCUUUCUAAAUGAACCUGCUGGAUCCAUAGGAAAAUGAAAUGCCACGAACACAAGAAUGUUCCCAAAAGGAAAAGGCAGUGUCAGCUGAGGGAAAUCCUAUACCAUCUGAGGGAGCAUUCACAAUGUUUUUUAAGAUUUGAAAUAUAUUUCAUAAAAUUCCUCUAUUCAAAAAUCACAUUUGACAAAUGUUUCCUUUCAAGGGGGAAAUGUUUGAGGUUCUAAACAAUUAUGAACGUGUAAAUGGUUUUUACAUGAUACCAGAAUGACACUCCUAUUCGAUCAAUCUGGACCAAUACCAGGCUGAUUUUGCAUUGGAAAACUGUUCUGAUUAUUUAAGUCAGCUGACCAGAAUUCAGGGAAAAUGAACAGUCUUUUGUUACAGAGAAUCUGAAAAUGGCAACAAAGAUGACAGAGGGCUCAGGAAUUUUUUUUUCUUUCUUUCUUUUCUGGAAAGAGUAAAAGUACUGAUGCUUCUGAUGCUGGAUCUUCAGCUUCUUGUUACUCCCUGCAAAUAAAGCAAAAACUAAAACAAUAAACUUUAUCAUUUCUAUACUCCAUAGAUUCAAGAAAUCAUGCCAUGUAUCGCUUAUGAUCAUCUUUCCAGUUAAAUCAAUGUAAAGUAGUGAUCAUGUAAACUUUAAAAAAAUCUGCAAGAUAACGUACCUAAAUGUUUUAAAGCAGAACUUGUCACUUUAUUAAAAGAAUAGUAUGCUCUAUCUAUUUCCUGAAUGGAUGUGGAAAAGAAGACUAGCGCACCUGCACUUUGGAUUCUUGCUUUUUUUUUUUUUUUUAUUACUAUUACAGUUUUGCCUUUUACAGAUGUUGAAGGUGUUCUCUCCUGUUGAAUCAUCAUCAUGGUCACAUUUUCUUUGCUUAUUCGGUGUUCCUGUCAACACAUUCCUUUAUGAAUCCUUGUGUUUUUAUUUUAGCUCUUGCUGCUGUUUUUUGUUUACAGAAUGAUUUUUAAACUGUCCAAUGAAGUAGUGUUAACCUCAAGUAGGACCAAUGUGAACAAAUAAAAUACAUCAGAUAUUCAGAUACGG